Messenger RNA from Gopherus flavomarginatus (Mexican gopher tortoise), 781 nucleotides. RefSeq names its product ribonuclease-like. The record is from RefSeq and is a predicted model, not a curated record. Bases 257 to 781 code for a protein of 174 amino acids. NCBI's taxonomy places the organism in Eukaryota, Metazoa, Chordata, Testudines, Testudinidae. The transcript has 2 exons. Gene Ontology annotation, molecular function: nucleic acid binding.
AGUGUUCAAAGGCAGAUGAGGAGCCGGGUGCUGUGGGUUGUAUGGGAGGGACAGAGCAUGGCUAGAGGAAGCAGCAGGGUCCCCUACCUGUCUAAGCUGGGCCCUACAUCUACCCCACAAGGAGCACAGGAAGCCCUUUACAGCAGCAAAUGACAAUUUUCUAGGACAUUGGUGUCCCAGUUAAGCGUGUAUCGGUCAGUUGUAUCAGCAUUGGGUGGUGGGGAAGACAGCUUUGCUCCUGUGCGGCUCACCUGCGAUGGGUAUCCCUCCACCAAAGCAGAUGUUGACAAUUGGGAUUGGCGUGUGGAUGAAGGUCGAUCCAGUGACAGACGCGGCCAUGGCCCUGAGAGGACCCCACCCUUUGCUCUUCCUGACCCUCAUCCUGCUGGCCGCCGGCCUGGCCCAGAUCAGUGAAUGUGCCAGCUACCGUCAGUUCGUGACCCAGCACUUCGACAACCCCAAGACCAAUGCUGCCAAUGACCGGCUCUACUGCAACCUCCUGAUGCAGCGCCGUGGCCUGACCCGCAUUUUCUGCAAACGCCGCAACACCUUCAUCCAUGCCCCCGCUGGCCAGCUCCAGGCCAUCUGUGCCCGUGGAGGGACACACGUGAGCCUCAACCUCUAUGACAGCCUGGAGUCCUUCAACGUCACCACGUGCCGGGUGCUGCCCCGCUCCCUCCCGGGGAACUGUAGAUACAGGGCUGCAAUCGGCAACACCAAGAUCCGCGUGGCUUGUGUCAAGGGGCUGCCUGUGCAUUUAGAGCCAACGUACCUGCCAUGA